AUGGAUUCACAACAUAAGAUAAAUUCUACCCCAGGUGAUGAACUGGCUAAGCCAGGGAAUCCACUCUCCGAGGAGACAGGCCCCACGGAUUCUGGGGGGGGCCAGCCAUCAAUCGUUCCCACAACGGUAAUCACCGUAAACUCGAAAAAGAACACGGACAAUGGAAAAUCUGGAGACAACACGAUAACGCGCGCACAAGCUGAAGCGAAGUAUACCAAACUCUUGGGAGACACGCAGACUCAUCUGGAAGCACUGGAAGCAGCAGUCCAAGCUGCGUCCAACACGAAACUGGACAUCAAAAAUGGAAUCAGGGCCCUAGGCAUAUGCUUCAGGGAAUUCCAGAACAGUGCAAGAAUGAUUGGGAUGACCCGAAAUCCGGAUGCUACUGAACUUCGUGUUCGGAACUUGCAGCAUCAGCAGCAAACCCAGCACGCGCAAACCACGAAGCUGAUCAACACAAUACGCGAGGAGCAACUGCAGCACCAACAGAGCAUAUUGCAGAAAAUUGAAGAGCUGACCCAAAAGCAGCAAGUUGUAGAUCACGGUGACGAUAUGCAGGGUUCUCAAGAUAGGUUUAACAGCCAGGACGAACGGCUUGCAUGUCAAGAUCGCAAAUUGGACAAAAUAAUUUCUGACCUGGACCGAACACUUCGCCCACCGGCUGACGUGCCACAACAACGGCAGCAGCAGCAGCCCGAGAAGCACCCUAAACAGGCAACCCUGCCCGUAAAACGGAAAAAACGGCAACCAAGUCAACAGGUACAACUGGAGAAGGACCAGGAACACCAUCAGGAGCAGGAGCAGGGGCAAGAACGGGAUCAGCCCCAAUCGCAGCAGCAGCCCACGUGGAGUCAGGUGGUUGGAAGAACCCGCAAAGAGAGCAAUAGGAAUCCUCGCCAAGCCCAACAGCAACAGCAACGGGAAGAGCCACGAGCAAAGACCAAGAAUAAGAGGAAAGAGGCUGCCAGACUGGUGAAGAGUAGGACCCCAAAGACUGAGGCUAUAAUGAUAGACCAACUGGCCGAGGGAGAAACCUACGCCUCUGUAAUGAAAAGAGUUACUGCCAUCGACCUUAACCCACUCGGUGUCACGGUGAGAGGUGCCAAACGCUCAAAGGCAGGCGGCAUCAUUAUUGAAGUAGACGGAAAGGAUGACGCCGACAGACUUGCAGAAGGGAUAAGGGAGGCCGUUGGAGCAGCAGCAGCUGUUAGGAGACCGACUAGAAGCACCCCAAUUCUUAUCCUGGACGUGCCAAACUGGAUAGAGGAGGCGGAAGUGAUUUCGCAGCUGGUAAACUUUGACAGCAGUUUCGGGGACUGUCAAAUCAGAAUAUCUGAUAACCAAGGAAGCUGA
Messenger RNA from Macrosiphum euphorbiae (potato aphid), 1353 nucleotides. The record is from the annotation of a GenBank genome assembly. NCBI's taxonomy places the organism in Eukaryota, Metazoa, Arthropoda, Insecta, Hemiptera, Aphididae.